AUGUCGCGACUCUCGUUACCAGCACCAGAACCCAGUCGAGCAAACACAGGCCGCAGUCGUGCUCGAUCGAAGGCUCCCAGCGGUCGACCCAAUAAGCGCAUCAUCCUCUGCGAAGAUGGCACCUGGCUCAACUCCGACAGUGGCGACCUCGAGGGAUCCAUAGCAAUACCCAGCAAUGUGACCCGGAUAUCACGAUGUAUCAAGCCGAUGAGCAACGACGGAGUCCCGCAGAUCGUCUACUACCACCACGGGGUGGGUGGCGGAUCCGGACCCCUAAGUCGGUUGCAGGGUUUCACUGGGGAUGGCAUAUCAGAGAUCAUCCGGGAGGGCUACCAAUUUGUUGCUACCAACUGGACGCCAGGCGACGAGAUAUUCAUCUUUGGCUUCUCAAGGGGAGCGUACACGGCUCGGAGUAUCGCUGGCCUGAUCGAUAACAUCGGAAUCUUGACCAACGCUGGCCUACCGUAUCUGGCAGAAAUCUUUCGGGACACGAAGCACCAGCACGACCGAGAUUACCAGCCCAAAUAUCCUGACAUACCAUUCAAGAACAAGCCAAGCGCAAAUGACCCGGAGUACUUAGAUGAGCUGGUACGACUACGACUCACGACGCCGGACGUCCCGAUCAAAGUCGUCGGAGUCUGGGAUACGGUUGGCUCCCUGGGUGUGCCUAAGAUAGGCUGGCUGACUCGAUUGGGCCUCCAAAGUACUCAGAUGAAGGAGAUGUCUUUCUACGAUACAGCACUCGGAAACUGCAUAGAGUACGCCUUUCAGGCGCUGGCCCUCGACGAGCGCCGAUUCUCCUUCCAGCCUGCGCUCUGGGAGAAGUUCGAAGGUAAUACGACUGCUUUACGACAAGUCUGGUUUCCUGGCGCUCAUUCAAACAUCGGCGGAGGAUACGAAGAUCAGCAGAUUGCUACUAUCAGUCUGGCGUGGAUGGUGGCGCACUGCCAGCCGUUCUUAGAUUUCGACGAAGACUACAUCUUUGAAGAGUGGGAGAAGGUGGAGGAUUUCUACGAGAAGCAUGAGCAGAAAAUCCGUCCGUGGUCAUUUGGCUACAUUUACGAUGGCAUUACAUCUCUAUAUGCUUUGGGAGGCAUAAAUAUCCGCAAACCAGGACGCUAUUGCGCGACGGAUCCGACCAACGGCAAAGAAACGGACGACCCUCUCAUCGACACCUGGGAGUACAUCCACCCGUCCGUGCGCUCCCGGCUCAAGCUUGGGGGUCCGGGAGUCGACGGCAGAGGUCGAUAUGAAUGCAAGAGCCUGCAGGACUGGAAGUUGGUGAUUGAAAAUGAAGAAGGCAGAUCCAGGCCUCGCAUCAGCUGGCGCUCGCGGGAUAAGCCGAAGGAACCGGGCUUUGUUCGAGAGCUGCGCGAGUCUCCAUUGUUGCGGCUCGAGACGGAGCUCCUGGAGUAUGACUCUGAGACGGCGGAGUACGUGCUGAGGCCUUCUGGUAUGCGCAAGCGGCGCGGUCCACGCAGUACGGGCGGGCGUAGUGCGCAGGGUGGGCGCAGUCGAAGCAGACGUCCUGAUGACUGA
Messenger RNA from Saxophila tyrrhenica, 1539 nucleotides. RefSeq lists its product as uncharacterized. The record is from RefSeq and is a predicted model, not a curated record. The transcript has a single exon. The coding region runs from base 1 to 1539 and encodes 512 amino acids. Lineage: Eukaryota; Fungi; Ascomycota; Dothideomycetes; Mycosphaerellales; Extremaceae.